Jatropha curcas is the source of this 1494-nucleotide messenger RNA. RefSeq names its product Phospholipid/glycerol acyltransferase family protein (gene ATS2). Gene Ontology annotation, cellular component: membrane. Gene Ontology annotation, molecular function: 1-acylglycerol-3-phosphate O-acyltransferase activity. Lineage: Eukaryota; Viridiplantae; Streptophyta; Magnoliopsida; Malpighiales; Euphorbiaceae. Gene Ontology annotation, biological process: phosphatidic acid biosynthetic process. The record is from RefSeq and is a predicted model, not a curated record.
UUGUUUAGUUUGAUCAUUUUAGAUCUUUUAAAUAGUUGCUUUUAUGUUCCAAUAGCUCCUUCAAAUGGCUCUUUGCACAUCACAAGAAAGCAUGUGGGAGUGUUUUGGACUUAUUGUUUGCAAGAGGAGUUCAAAUGGCCACUUUUUGAUUAUAAAGUGAAUAAACAGAAUAAGUUACCAAGAAAGACAGUCGUAAGAUCUGAACUUGUGGGAAGUGCGACCCCUGAUUUGGCAUAUCCACUAUCAGUUGCAGAAACUAAAUUAGGGUCGAAAGUCAGAGGAAUUUGCUUUUAUGCUGUUACUGCUAUCACUGCCAUUUUUUUGUUUGUGCUGAUGUUGAUGCAACAUCCUUUUGUUCUCUUGUUGGAUCGAUACCAAAGAAAAGCACAGUUUUUCAUUGCCAAAAUUUGGGCGAGAUUGACUGUCGCACCGUUUCUUAAAAUCAAGUAUGAGGGAUUGGAGAAUCUCCCAUCUUCAGAUGUUCCUGCUGUAUAUGUUUCAAACCACCAGAGUUUUCUGGAUAUAUACACGCUUCUCACUCUUGGAAGAAGUUUUAAGUUUAUAAGCAAGACUGCUAUAUUUCUAUUUCCCAUCAUCGGGUGGGCUAUGUUUAUGCUGGGUGUCAUUCCCCUGAAGCGUAUGGACAGCAGAAGUCAGUUGGAAUGUCUAAAACGUUGCAUUGAAUUAGUGAAGAAGGGAGCUUCUGUAUUUUUUUUCCCAGAGGGAACACGAAGUAGAGAUGGGAAAUUAGGCACUUUCAAGAAAGGUGCGUUCUCCGUGGCGGCAAAAACUGGGGUGCCUGUAGUCCCUAUUACACUUAUGGGGACUGGAAAAAUCAUGCCACCUGGAAUGGAAAGUAUCUUGAACUGUGGGUCUGUGACAGUUGUUAUUCAUCGGCCAGUAGAAGGAAGUAAUCCUGAACUUCUAUGCAAUGAAGUUAGAAAAACAAUUGCAAAUUCACUGCAUGAGCAAAGUUGAGAAAUCUCAACUGCACGGUCUGUUUAGUUUAAUUGGAUUAAUGGUAUAAGGUGCUUGAGCUUGUAUGAAUCAGCAAUUUUGCUCGAGUGGCUGAAGGUUAGUGCAACAAAUGUUUUGGUUCUGACUUCUGAGGCUGCAGUUAUUGAAGGAUAUAUAGCUACAAGGUUAUUGAAAUAAAUUGACAUGCUAGCCAUUACUCUUACUGGACUUGGAUACGAUGCAGAGUACAGAGUUUGUGCAAUAGCGACUUGCUCUCCAAAGAGGUGAAUCCAAGGUGAUGCUAAUGACUUUGUGAGUUCACUAGUGAAUAGUUGCAUGAACCUAGUUAUGCUGCAAUUUUCCAGACGAUGUUACACUAAUCGAUUUUUGAUGGAUUCUGAUUUUAUGUUUGAUAUCCUAACCCAUUUGUUUUCAUAUCUUUAUAUUACUGAUCAAAGGAAAAUGCUCAUGCAUUCAAUUUGUACACGAAUUUUGUUAGAGGAAAAUAUAUUUGUUGCUUAUGUGUUGGAAAGGGAA